GGAAGAUGCCAUGCCACCAUGUCUUAAGCCUCUCUAUCUACAUAGAUUCCCACUUCAAUUCAAUCCACUUGUUCAAACCUUUUGUAGGUUUACGACUUUUGGUUCAGGCAUUUCCACAAACACAUACCAGACAUGGCCAACGACGACGAAUCUGCAGUCACCAUUUACAGCAACACAACUGUAUCUAAUCUAGGCAACAAGAAAGAUCAGAAUCCCUUUUCAGUCAAGGUUGGAUUAGCUCAAAGGCUCAGUGGCGGUGCAAUCAUCCACGUCACAGACGUUGACCAAGCCAAGAUCGCUGAAUCCGCCGGAGCUUCUUGUGUGAUUGUAUCAAACCCAUCACCACCUACCUCCGCCAUUUCACGGAUGCUCGAUCCAGCUGUUAUCAAACAAAUCCAAGAGUCUGUUCCGAUUCCGGUAAUGGCGAAAGCCCGAGUCGGCCAUUUCGUUGAAGCCCAGAUACUCGAAGCGGUUGGCGUCGAUUACAUUGACGAAAACGAGCUUCUUGCAGCAGCCGAUGACAGCAACUUCAUCAACAAACAUAACUUUCGAGUCCCUUUCGUCUGCGGCUGUCGCGAUUUGGGAGAGGGAUUGAGGAGAGUACGAGAAGGUGCAGCCAUGAUUAGAACUCAAGGUGAUCAAUCUGGAUCAGGAAACAUUGUUGACACAGUUCGAAAUGUGAGGGAACUAAUGGGGAAAGUUAGGGUUCUAACAAACAUGGAUGAAGAUGAAAUCUUCACAUUUGCAAAAGAAUUGGGUGCACCUUAUGACAUUUUGGCUCAAACUAAACAAAUGGGUAGGCUUCCAGUAGUGCAUUUUGCUUCUGGAGGUAUUUUAACACCUGCUGAUGCUGCAUUGAUGAUGCAAUUGGGUUGUGAUGGAGUGUUCAUAGAUUCUGCAAUUUUCAACUGUUCAGAUCCUUAUAAACAUGUUAGAGCAAUUGUGCAGGCUGUUAGAAACUAUAAUGAUGCUCAUAUGUUGGCAGAAGCUGUGAAUUGAAUGGUGGAAUUUG
Molecule: messenger RNA, 1012 nt
Organism: Cynara cardunculus var. scolymus (artichoke)
Lineage: Eukaryota; Viridiplantae; Streptophyta; Magnoliopsida; Asterales; Asteraceae
Product: pyridoxal 5'-phosphate synthase-like subunit PDX1.2
Exons: 1
Coding region: 133-999 (288 amino acids)
Biological process (GO): pyridoxine biosynthetic process; pyridoxal 5'-phosphate biosynthetic process; amino acid metabolic process
Molecular function (GO): amine-lyase activity
Source: RefSeq, a predicted model, not a curated record